AUGGCCGGAAGUGAUACUUUGGAGAACCAAGAAGCAGAGACUGUCGCCCGAGCAUUUUAUACACAUUGGAUUUCAAGAUUUGGUACACCUCUUAUUAUAACGACUGAUCAAGGGAGACAAUUCGAAUCAAACCUUUUCAAGUAUCUAGGAUAUUUGACUGGUACAAAUCACCUUAGGACUACGGCCUACCACCCUUCAGCAAACGGUAUGGUAGAACGAAGCCAUCGACAGCUUAAGGCCGCUAUCAAAUGUCACCAGAACAAACGGUGGACUGAAAUACUCCCAACAGUCUUAUUAGGCAUACGAGCAGCUUGGCGCGAGGAUCUGAAGUCCACAUCCGCAGAACUUUAUUCGGAGAACCACUUCGUCUACCUGGUGAAUUUCUCUCAACAAGAUCAGAUGACGCUAAGUUUGAGAACGCAGCAGAGUUCAUCAAGGAUCUUCGACACCAGAUUCGCCAGAUAA
Molecule: messenger RNA, 465 nt
Organism: Aphis gossypii (cotton aphid)
Lineage: Eukaryota; Metazoa; Arthropoda; Insecta; Hemiptera; Aphididae
Exons: 1
Coding region: 1-465 (154 amino acids)
Biological process (GO): DNA integration
Molecular function (GO): nucleic acid binding
Source: RefSeq, a predicted model, not a curated record